Tachysurus vachellii is the source of this 2682-nucleotide messenger RNA. RefSeq names its product solute carrier family 16 member 9b (gene slc16a9b). Gene Ontology annotation, molecular function: monocarboxylic acid transmembrane transporter activity. Gene Ontology annotation, biological process: monocarboxylic acid transport; transmembrane transport. The coding region runs from base 397 to 1869 and encodes 490 amino acids. The transcript is spliced from 6 exons. NCBI's taxonomy places the organism in Eukaryota, Metazoa, Chordata, Actinopteri, Siluriformes, Bagridae. The record is from RefSeq and is a predicted model, not a curated record.
ACAAACACACACACACACACACUCUCUCUCUCUCACACACACUCUCUCUCUCUCUCUCUCUCUCUCUCUCUCUCUCUCACACACACACACACACUCUCUCUCCAUCUCUCUCUCACACACACACACUCUCUCUCUCUCUCUCUCUCUCUCUCUCUCUCUCUCUCUCUCUCUCACACACACAAACACACACACACACACACGCAGCGGACAGCUGGCAUGAUUCAGAUGAAUAAAAGUGUAACAUCGACUAGAUUUCCUUGUCCUUUAUCCAGCACGCCAUGAUCAUACGGUUGUGUUGUUUAGUGGCCCAAAGAGGCAGCUGAUCAUCUGUUAGAGCGCUCAUUACAUUACAGCUGCACAUUUCUGGGAUCUCUUUGAAGAACCCAGCAUCUAAGAAUGAGUGUGCAGAACUCUAAGAAAGCCAUGGAUGGAGGCUGGGGCUGGGUCAUUGUGGUGGCCUCAUUCAUAGCACAGCUCCUCGCCUACGGCUCCCCCCAGUCUGUUGGAGUGCUUUAUCCCGAGUGGCUCAAUGCCUUCCAAGAGAGCAAGGGGAUGACCGCGUGGGUGGGGUCUCUUGUCUCCGGAGUUGGCCUCAUUGCCAGUCCCAUCUGUAGUGCCUGUGUGGUCAGUUUCGGAGCCAGACCAGUGACCAUCUUCAGUGGAGUCAUGAUCUCCGGAGGCCUUAUGCUUAGUGCCUUCGCCCCCAGUGUCCACUUCCUCAUGUUUUCCUAUGGCGUAGUCGUCGGAGUAGGCUGUGGACUCCUGUAUGCUGCUACUGUGACCAUCACAUGCCAGUACUUUGACAAGAAGCGAGGCCUUGCUCUUGGCAUUGUUACUACAGGUACAAGUAUUGGUGGAUUCCUCUAUGCUACUGCACAGAACGAGUUCAUUGAACUUUUUGGUCUUGAUGGCUGCCUGCUGCUCAUUGGGUCAUUUGCACUCAACAUCGUUGCCUGUGGUGGACUGAUGAGGCCGUUGAACUUGCCAGCUUACUACCUCAAGCAGAGAGCUGCCCUGGUGGAGAAGGCUGAAGAGAAGCUCGGGGAAAGACCUCUGGUCCUUGAUCACUCCAUUAAAAAGGACCUGUCUGUCACUGAUCUUCUAAUCACGGCAGAGACCAAAGGCACUGAAAAGGCUUCUGAAAAGGAAUUGCUGAUCUGUUCAGCCUUGGUAAGACUUCUCAAGAAGAAGCAAAAGGCCUACAUAGAUUACUUGCACUCCAUUGCUGAACAAAUGAGGGACCGGGUGUUUGUAGCCAUGUGCUUAGCACUGUUCCUUUACACCGUUGGGGCAUUUCCUCCACUGCUCUUCCUGGAGGAUGUGGCCCAAAGCGAGGGCUUGAUUGAGGGCAUCAGCGUUGUCCCUCUGGUCUCAAUAUUUGCUAUUGCAGGGGGUAUUGGGAAGCUGCUGCUGGGAAUGGUGAUGGACAUCCGCUGGAUGAACAGCUUUUUCCUCUAUGGUGUCACGCUGGUGGGCAGUGGCAUGGGACUGCUGCUCAUCCCUUUCAUUAAGAGCUACGUAGGGCUCCAGGUAAUCUCUGCAGUACUGGGUUUCUUCUCAGGGAACUGGUCUAUCACACCCUACAUGACCACCAAGGUGGUUGGCAUAGAGCGGCUCACUGAGGCCUACGGGAUAUUGAUGUUCUUUGGUGGAUUUGGGAUUAUGCUGGGACCCCCAAUUGUAGGCUGGUUCUAUGAUUGGUUGCAGUCCUAUGAUCUGGCCUUCUACUUCAGUGGGAGUUGUGUGCUGCUGGGUGGAGUGCAACUUCUACUUUUUGCCCUGUCCUGCUGGGACAAAACCCACGACCCAUCUCCCAAACCUGAAGCACAGCAUGAUAAUAACUGUGACAGGGUGGCAGCCGUCGCCUAAAGUAUGGACAAUGUUUUCUUGCCUGCACAAAUCCGUGGCUGAACCUGAAGAUGUUUUUUUUAACUUGAUUUAGUUUCCAAUACUUCAGUUGGUGCUUUAAAUACAUGGUAAAGUAACGGACCCAAACUCGUCCUGUCCUCAGUUGUCAUUUCCUUGCCUUGUUUUAUGAGGCUCCAGUGUAUGGAGAAAAAUUAGCAACAAAAAGUUUUUUUAAAUGCAUGACCAAGCGUUGUGUUUCUCUUUAUAUUGUAAUAACUGAGAACAUGAUGUCAUGACACUAAUUGAAGCAAAUGCCUUUUUUUUUGCAACACUAUACCAUAUUCUAGUGACAUCUUGACCUUUUUUGUUAGUGUUGUUGUUAAUGUACCAAAGUUAUUUAAUUUUUAUUAUCGUGGACAAAGGGUUAAAUCGACAAUCUCAUGCCACGUUUUAAACCCAUGUGUCUUUGUGCUGCUGAAAUUUCUUUGUCACAUAGUGUUGGGCUUUUUUUUAAUUAUUAUUAUUAUUAUUAUUAUUAUUAUUAUUAUUAUUAUUAUUAUUUGGACUAAAGAUCUGACUUUUUUAAAAAAAAAAAAACCUAUUGAAGUGUUUGUGUCUGCACGUGAGUCAGGUAACGUCACCAGUCCCUGAAUUUCAUUUCAUUGUAUUUUGAUAUAUUUCAAGCAAUAUGUAGACAUUUUAUUAGUCCGUUUCUGUUUGUAUCCUCUAACACUUUUAGACUGUUGUAUUUUUACAUGCACUGUAAGUAGGUUGUGUAGUAAAGAUCUCUGUAUUUUUCUUUCUUUUUUUACAUAAAGUAUUAUUUUAAUUGAA